UUAUCGUAAAAACAAAUUGACGUCCCACUGUGCCUACCUGAGCCCUACAAUCUCAGGGAAGGGUCACCUGUGAAUUUAAAGAAAAAUAGACUAUCGCGUCAAUAAUACGAUAUAUACCAGCCCAAUACCAUUAUUGCCAAAGGCAAUGGCACUGUCGCCUCGUCGAAGAAAUGAUACGACCCAGGCUCAAAGUGAAACAACAACAGUUUCGGAAACUACACCGAUUCCUGAACGUAUUGCUGACGAAAAGCCAGCUGUACCGGUCAGCGAACAUAAUUGUCGGUGUCUAGCGACAUCGGUAACGAACGAAACAUGCUCACGGCACUGGACAGAGAUCGACGCAGCAAUCAGAAACGUUCGUAAUUGCUCUAUAAAUCACAGGAGAUGCGUCGACUACUGCGGGGAUCUUUCAAUGAUCCCUGAGAAUGAAGCCGGAGUAUGUGGCACCUGUCGGCGAAUGGCUAAAGAUAUUUUCUCCCAAUGUCCCUUACGCCCUGACACUCUAUAUCCUCGAGUACUGGUUGUCGUUGAUGAUACUUAUGACGUGAAAUUCAACAAAAAUGAUACCGAGAUAAUCACUUAUAUGCUGGGAUUUUGGAACAACGUCGAUUUAAAAUUCAGAUUAUUCAAGAAUCCCCAGAUCAGACUGAAUGUCGUUGGUAUAGUGCUAGCUAAGGAUGGCAACGUACUGGAGUACAUGAAAAGUCCCCCUAAUCAACCAGUGCCUAGAAAAAUUGCAAUGAGGCUGGCUGAAGGUUACUGGUAUGCGCGGAAUGACGAUAUUUCAUAUGAUAGCUACGAUUUAGUUGUAACACUGGCAAUAAAAGGCCUAUGUGAAUAUACGCGGGAUAAGGCUACAAAUAUCGAAUAUUGUCCUUUCGGCGGGCAUGCUGGGGGGAUAGCAUUCAAGGGCAGCGCAUGCGCCACUUGCGGGAAAAAAGUUCUCAAACUCGCUAUCGUUCAGGACGAUGCCAAAUUUGAUUCAGUCUCAGCCACGGCACAUGAAAUCGGUCACUUAUUUAAUAUGGACCACGAUAAUUUUUCUGACUAUGUAAUGGGGCCCCACUCAAUUGUAACGAACAAUGUACAGUGGUCUAACGAUAGUUUGAGAAGUUUCCAGAAAUUUUUGUUGAACACGCCAUUUUGCUUGAACGAAAAACCGAAAGAAAAAGACUUCUUGCCUGUAUAUCUUCCGGGGAAAAUAAAAAAAGAUGAAUUUUUUGACGAGUGCACGCUACAAAUAUCCUGUAACAGAGACAAUCCAUUCUGCAUAGAAUAUUGUGCACGCCCUAGCGUGAAGGAGUGCCGGUGGGAUGGCUGGCGUAACCCUCUCGAUGGUUCAUACUGUGAAAUUGGAAAAAUGUGCGUGAAUGGGCAUUGUGUUGUCGAUUCGACAGAGGUACCAUGGACGUGAAUCAAAAAACUCGGUUGAUUCCGAUGUUAUGUUAAUUUUUUCAUGAGCUCCGCCGUUGGGAACAUUUUAUUGUUCGACACUACAUUAAAUGGGAAAAUAACCCUCUACGAAAAACUAAAAUAAAGAAUAUAUUACUGCA
Molecule: messenger RNA, 1553 nt
Organism: Diachasmimorpha longicaudata
Lineage: Eukaryota; Metazoa; Arthropoda; Insecta; Hymenoptera; Braconidae
Product: A disintegrin and metalloproteinase with thrombospondin motifs like
Exons: 8
Coding region: 146-1414 (422 amino acids)
Biological process (GO): proteolysis
Molecular function (GO): metalloendopeptidase activity
Source: RefSeq, a predicted model, not a curated record